AUGCAAUGUUUUCAAUCGAUGAUGACAACAGAUUGUUAUGUUAUUCGAGCUGCGGAACGUAUACGUAUUAAUGUUUCCGAUAUUGUCAUUGGUGACAUUGUUUAUCUCUGUCCCGGAGCUCGCGUGCCAGCUGAUUUACGAUUAAUUUAUACCAAUGAAUUAAAAUUGGAUACGUCAUGGAUAACAGGUGAAUUGGAACCGCUUGAUUUUUGCGAUAUAACAGUACCAAAAAAUGUAACAGCAUUAGGGGCGCAAAAUAUUGCCCUUAAUGGUUGUUUAUGUACCAACGGUAUCGGAUAUGGUGUAACAAUUAGGACAGGCAAUAGUACGAUAAUUGGUAAAAUUGCACGAGUAACAUCGAAACAAAAAGGUGUACCAACACGUUUAGAAUUGGAACAUAAACGUUUCGUUAAUUUUAUUUCACUAUUAGCAAUUACAAUGGCUACCAUUACAUUUGUUAUUGGCUUAUUACUUACCAAUUUUCAACAUGUCAUUAAUACAUUUGUAAAUGGCUUCCUUGUUAUUAUUAUCGCAAAUAUUCCCCAAGGCUUACCGAUUACACUAGGUGCAGCAUUAGCAAUUGUUGCACGACGUUUAGCUAAACAAAAUAUAUUUAUGAAACGAUUAGAUGUUGUGGAAACAUUAGGUACAGCAACGGUUGUAAUGUGUGAUAAGACGGGUGUUUUUACUUUGAAUGAUAUUACCGUUUCCGAUUUAUGGUAUCAACUACAUUAUUUCAAAGGUACCGAAGAAUUAAAAGCAAAACAGAAUCAAUUAUCAGGAACUGAUUUAUCGAUACCAUUAUCUGAAGGUAAUAAUGAUAGUCUGAUAGCACUCUUUACCGUAAUGUCUUUAUGCAAUAAGGCACAUUUGGAACCAAUAAAUUCACGUGGAAUUUACGCAUGGAAUAUGGUUAAUAAACUUUCACGAACAAGUAAUACAAUUACAAUACAAUCGCUAUUAGAUGGAAAAGUAUCACGUGGUAAAAUAUCAGAUGCUGAAGUUGAACGAACAGUACGAUCAGCUUUUCGUCAUAAAGUAAUUACUGGUAGUGAAAAUGAGGUUGCACUGCUGAAAUAUGUCGAAGAAAUGGCAAAUGGUGAAAGGAUCAGACAAAACUACGAAAUCAUUUUUGAGGUACCAUUUAAUAGACAGCGACGUUUUCAAACAGUAAUCGUUCGACAAAGAUCUAAUACAGUUGAUCCAACUAAUAAUGACAAUAUGAAGGUAUAUGUUCUUGUUAAAGGAGCACCCGAAGAAUUAUUUGCUCAUUGUAAAUUGUUAGCUACCGAAGAAGGUUAUACUGAAAUAUCGGAUGAUUUCAUUGCUCAAUUCUCUCAAGCUUAUACGAAAUACGGUAAUGAGGGUAAGAGUUGUAUAGCAUUUGCAAUAGCUGAACUUGAAGAAUUAAAUCUGAUUGAAUCACCCGGUUCAUGGGAUGGUUUAAAUCGUUUAAAUUUAUGCUUUCUUGCUAUGGCAGCUAUGUAUGAUCCACCACGGAGUACAGCAUUAAAAUCACUGCAAACAAUGAAAAAUGCUGGUGUAAAAUGCUUUAUGGUUACCGGUGAUCAUCCGUCUACAGCUGCUGCAGUUGCUAGUCAUUUUGGUUUAGAUGUUCCGCGAACAUCAAUUAAUACGGAAAUGGAGAAGAAACCAAGUGUGUUAUCAGUAAUUCACUGUGAAAUGAUUGAUAAAUUAAGCGAUCAAUUAUGGGAUGAUAUAUUGAAACAGGAAUUUGUUGUAUUUGCGCGUGCUACACCCUCUCAUAAAUUAUUUAUCGUUAAGGAAUGUCGUCGUCGAGGUGAAGUUGUGGCAGUUACGGGUGAUGGUGUCUUAGAUGCGCCUGCAUUAAAGGAAGCUAAUGUUGGUAUAGCUAUGGAAGCUGUUGAAGCAGCAGAUAUGGUAUAUACGGAAAGUGACGUAAUGCAUAUUGCUAAAAGCAUCAAGGAAGGUCGAUUACUGUAUGCAAAUUUGAAGAAAACAAUAGCAUAUACAUUAGCACAUAUGGUGCCGGAAUUAUGUGCUGUUAUGUUAAUGUUUGCUAUAGGUUUUCCAAUUGGUCUUAGUAGUUUACAGGUUCUCUCAAUAGAUUUGAUCACGGAAAUACCACCAUCAAUAGCACUUACAUAUGAAGCUGGUGAAAAGGAUAUUAUGUGUAGACCACCGAGGAAAUCAACUGCUCGAUUAGUCUCGAAAGCGCUCCUUCUUUAUUCAUAUGUUUUUGUUGGUGGUAUUAUAUCAGUUGGAUGUUUCGUUGCAUAUUCAUUCGUUUUUUGGUUCCAUGAAAUAACCCUACGUGAUUUAUUUCAUUCCAAUGUUAAUCAUUGGACUCCAAAUGCGGAAAUUUUGUCAACGAGUACCGGUAAACACUAUACAGCCGAGAUGCAAAUGCUCAUUCAUGGCCAAGCGAAAGCUGCUUGGCAUAUUACAUUAGUCAUGUCACAGGUAUUUCAUUUUUGGCUCUGUACAACACGACGAAUUUCCAUCUUUAAGCAUGGCACACAAAAUGUUGCAGCAGUUCUUGCAUUACUUAUUGAAAUUUGCAUUCUUAAUUUCAUGAUUUAUAUGCCGGGUGUGCAAAAUUGGCUUCGUGUCACGCAUCCACCGGCAUUUGUUUGGCUAUUUUGCUUACCUGUUGGUAUUGUUCUCAUAAUUUUUAAUGAGACACGAAAAUGGCUCAUUAGACGCUAUCCAACCAGUAAUAUUGUGCGAGCAUUAAAAUGGUAG
This is a messenger RNA of Acanthocheilonema viteae, 2727 nucleotides long. NCBI's taxonomy places the organism in Eukaryota, Metazoa, Nematoda, Chromadorea, Rhabditida, Onchocercidae. The record is from the annotation of a GenBank genome assembly.